GCAAACAAGAUAUUGAGUGUAGGGCUGCCUAAUAAAACAUAAAAUAAUAAUAAUAAUAAUAAUAAUAAUAAUAAUAAUAAUAAUAAUAAUAGAUUUCAAAGAGAUACAUCUGGAAAUAUCUGUUACGGAUCUCAGCGCUGGAAUGCAAAAGAUGUACUUUUCCUAAUUACAGUCCCAAAUAUGGUCGGUUUGAGAAAUCAACUCAGUUUUCCCAGCAGCAGCAAAACUCGCAAUACAAUUACUGUUUUUUGUUAUGGUAACAUACUAAAUUACCGUGCCUGCUUUCUUUGGCUGAAGUCAAGAUAUUAUCAGCUUAUAACUAGCUGAAUUAAAUCAUCCUCAGACUCCUGAAGGCAGCCAAGCAGCAGACAGAAGGCCUGUGGACCACACAAGUCUAUGGCAGGAAGAGGUGUGCCUUGUUUGAGAUGUAAAGGGAUCUGCACUGGAUUCCAGCCACAUUCUUGGAGGAAGGUAUGCCAGGUAUGCCGCUGCAGCCCGGAGGAUCACGACCUAUACUCAGAUGCCGAGGAUGAUCGGAAAAUUGGCCUCUUACUGACAGACUCCAAGAAUUGCAGCCUGACAGCGCGGAUGAAGGGCGGGGAGGGGGGACGGAUUUACAAGAGGAACCGGAUGAUCAUCACAAACCCUAUCGUGUCCAGGAAAGACCCCACCUUCGAUACCAUAACCUACGAGUGGGCCCCCCCAGGACUGACUCAGAAACUGGCUAUUCUCUACAUGGAGCUGAUUCCCAAAGAAAUGCGGCCUGUGGCAGGCACAGAGGGGGCAUACCACAGACGCAGGCAGCUACUGAGGCAGCUACCUGUGUACGAUCUGGACCCAGCCCAGUGCCUCGGCCUGUCGGAGGGAGAGGUCGGAGUCAUGGAGGAGUUUGUCAAGCUGUAUAAACAAGACGCGCUCGGCGUCGGAGAGGUAGCACUCCCUGGGGAUGUUGGCAGUGCCAAAGAUGAGGGCAAGCAGCCCCAAAAGAAUGACAAGAAGACCCCACAGGAAAUCUCCUCUGCACCAAACAGGACUGCCACAGACUGUAACAAGAAAAGUGAAUACACCUGUGAUCGCUGCAAGCAGGUGGCUCCGCUGGCCAGCCCGGUGGUGUUUGCUGAGAGAGGGGGCUACGCCCGGCUCUGGCACCCUACCUGCUUCAUGUGCUGCAGGUGCAGCGAGGCCCUGGUGGAUCUCAUCUACUUCUGGAAGGAUGAGUCUCUGAUGUGCGGCCGCCAUUACUGUGAGGCUGUGAGACCUCGCUGUGUUGGCUGUGAUGAGAUCAUUUUCUCUGAGGAUUAUCACCAAAUGGAGGGCCUCGCCUGGCACAGGAAUCACUUCAGCUGUGUGGAGUGUGAGCAGCCACUGACGGGCAAGUCCUUCAUCCUGGACCAGGCCAUGCUCCUGUGCACUUCCUGCAGCAAAAGCAACAAGCAAGCCUGAAGGGCUACACUCCUCCCUUCAGCACAACUGCCCGGCCGACAGGCUGACACACAUGCACGGUAGCUUUAUUGAAACCGGCAUUAACAUCAUGUAAUCAAAGAAACUGCAAAAUUAUAUCUCAAAUGUCUACCAGAAGCCAUAAUAGUAUUGAAGUA
Polyodon spathula (Mississippi paddlefish) is the source of this 1598-nucleotide messenger RNA. RefSeq names its product LIM and cysteine-rich domains protein 1-like. Gene Ontology annotation, molecular function: zinc ion binding. Bases 397 to 1443 code for a protein of 348 amino acids. NCBI's taxonomy places the organism in Eukaryota, Metazoa, Chordata, Actinopteri, Acipenseriformes, Polyodontidae. The record is from RefSeq and is a predicted model, not a curated record. The transcript has 7 exons.